Molecule: messenger RNA, 1167 nt
Organism: Rhizophagus irregularis DAOM 181602=DAOM 197198
Lineage: Eukaryota; Fungi; Glomeromycota; Glomeromycetes; Glomerales; Glomeraceae
Biological process (GO): lipid metabolic process
Source: RefSeq, a predicted model, not a curated record
AUGCAGCAGCAAAUUAUUUCCUCAAGUUGCAAGGCAACUUCUACCAAAUACACGCAUAACUCCUUUUCACACCUUUUACAACACACAUUAUCCUUCAAAUUAAUUUCUUUAAUCUCUUUAAUCUUUUUAUCAGUAUUAAUCGAAGCUGCUCCAGUACCUAAUACUCUUGGAUCCAUUACAUCACUCCCUGUUUUAACAAGCUGUGCUAAUUACGCUGCUGCUGCUUAUUCUAAGGCUCCUCUUCAAAAUUGGGACUGUGGAGAAGUCUGUAUGGCAACUAAGGGUACCCGAUUGGUUAAAGAUUUUAGCAACCCUCAGCUUAAUACAAGGGGUUACAUAGCCAUGGAGCCAGAAAAAAAAUUAAUCGUCGUAGCAUUUAGAGGAACGGAACCAGGAAGUAUUAGAAAUUACAUUUCUGACUUUACCACUUUACACGACCUUUGGAAACCUGCUUCACCUGUUAGGGCCUUGGUACACCGUGGAUUUCUUUAUGCUUGGGAACAAAUUCAACCCCAAGUUACCGAUGAUCUUUUAAAAUUAAUCCAAGAAAAUCCCGAUUACAGUGUCGGAUUUACGGGUCACAGUUUAGGUGGUGCACUUACUACAUUAUCGGCAUUAGAUCUUAUACAUAAAGCGCCAGAAUUAGCUAAAAAUGAAAAAUUGUUUAUUUCUACAUUUGGUCAACCAAGAAUGGGUGAUGAUGCAUUUGCUAAAUUUGUUGAUGAUAACAUAAAAGCAGUAAGAUCUAUAGUUCGUGGUGAUCCAGUUACUCGUUUGCCUCCAUCAUGGCCAAUUCCAUUUAUUGGGUUCUAUAAACAUUUUGGUGAAGAAUUAUAUAUAAAUAAUCCUGAUCAAGAUCCAAAUGACUUUCAGGAAUGUAAUGCUGAAGAUCCAAAUUGUUCUGAAUCGGUACCUUUUGGUCAGUUAAAGCUAAAGUAUCAUUCGGGUCCCUAUUAUGGUGUUAAUAUGAGAGAUGCUAAUAAAGGGCCCAAUGUAAAUUCCAUUGAAGAUUCCAAUGAAGGUGACGAAAAUUUCGAUUACUCAGCUGAUCCUUAUUUCAAUUAUGACCCAAAUUACAAUUAUGAGGGAGCUAUGGGAGUUAACGGGGGAGUUAACGCUACUAAGGAAGUUAACGGUACUACUAAGGAAGUUAAAGACUUAAAAUAG